AUGAGUCUAUUUUUUAAAUCUCCCAUUGAUAUUGAAAUCUUGUUUGAUGGACAGGAAUCACGCAAGCAUGUGGAAAUCCCGACUUCAUCGGCUAGUUCAAAGACUUUGAAAGACAGAUACCCUUUAUAUGAGGAUGGUGAAAGUGUGAGUGGGAUUGUGACGCUGCGUGUGAAGGAAGGAAAGCGGGUGGAGCAUCUUGGAGUGAAAGUAAGUUUGAUUGGUUCUGUUGAUACUAUAAAAUCAACUACCGAGGCCAAGAAGAGAUCCAUUGAUACAUUUCUAUCCCUUAGUGCAGAUCUUUGCCCUCAGGGUGAAUUAGUCCAUUCGCAGAGUUAUUCGUUUAACUUCAAAGAUGUUGAGAAGAGGUAUGAGAGCUAUAGAGGGAAAAAUAUUGAUGUCAUGUUUUAUGUCAAGGUUACAGUGUUAAGGAGAUCUACAGAUAUAGUGAAGUUAAAGAAGUUUUGGUGUUAUUUGUAUAAUACAGUUCCAUUGAUACAUACCUCGGGGAAUGGGGAUGAUAGCAAGCCCGUAAAGCUUGAUAUUGGUAUUGAAAACUGUUUGCAUAUUGAGUUUGAGUACUCGAAAUCUCAGUAUGCUCUAAAGGACGUUAUCGUUGGACGUAUAUAUUUUUUAUUAACCCGCCUGAAGGUAAAGCAUAUGGAAAUCAGUUUGAUCAAAAGAGAGACGUGCGGCCAUGAACCAAAUCAGCUGAGUGAUACAACUUCAAUUAGAUACGAAAUCAUGGAUGGCUCUCCCGUGAAGGGGGAGACAAUUCCCAUUAGACUAUUUCUUGGAGGAUAUGAUCUAACGCCAAAUAUAACAUCCAACUACUUCAGCGUUAAAAACUACCUGAGUCUUGUGAUAAUAGAUGAAGAUGGCCGGCGCUACUUCAAACAAACUGAGAUUGUGCUAUAUCGCACUCUAAGCUAA
This is a messenger RNA of Eremothecium cymbalariae DBVPG#7215, 930 nucleotides long. RefSeq names its product retromer subunit PEP8 (gene PEP8). Lineage: Eukaryota; Fungi; Ascomycota; Saccharomycetes; Saccharomycetales; Saccharomycetaceae. Gene Ontology annotation, cellular component: endosome; retromer complex. The record is from RefSeq and is a predicted model, not a curated record. Bases 1 to 930 code for a protein of 309 amino acids. Gene Ontology annotation, biological process: intracellular protein transport; retrograde transport, endosome to Golgi. The transcript has a single exon.